Molecule: messenger RNA, 1196 nt
Organism: Fundulus heteroclitus (mummichog)
Lineage: Eukaryota; Metazoa; Chordata; Actinopteri; Cyprinodontiformes; Fundulidae
Product: gamma-aminobutyric acid type A receptor subunit gamma2
Exons: 6
Coding region: 372-1175 (267 amino acids)
Biological process (GO): regulation of postsynaptic membrane potential; signal transduction; nervous system process
Cellular component (GO): synapse; neuron projection; GABA-A receptor complex
Molecular function (GO): GABA-A receptor activity; transmitter-gated monoatomic ion channel activity involved in regulation of postsynaptic membrane potential; inhibitory extracellular ligand-gated monoatomic ion channel activity
Source: RefSeq, a predicted model, not a curated record
GACACCGCGCAUGUGUUGAUCUGUGCUGCAGCAACGUGAAUCAGUUCCUUUCUGACCCCAGCGUUAAUCUGCAUUCACACUGAGGUUCCAAGGCUUUUCUUAACUGCUCGUUGCAUGUGUAUUUUGUCACUCGAGGAUUCGUUUCUCUGUGGUAGGUCUGUAGGCCCCUUCUAGGCUGUCGAACCGGACGCCGACACGCAAAAAAACAGACCCGGCUGUAUAAAUCGAGCUUUCCGACUCGCAUCGAUUUAGUUCUGCCUGAUCGCAUUCCGGCUCGCGUCCGUUCCUCCGUCUUGGAUUUAGAAUCACAGAGCCGCUACUGCCAGCGUGCGUAAUGUAUCGUGAAGAGGAAACACAGUAAAUAGACGGACAUGUCCAUCUGCAGAAAAGGGGAAACGAAGAUGGUGAUGACGGCUUCACCGAAGUCCACCUUCAGAUGCUCAAUAGCAAUGGCGAAACCUUCCCUCCCGCUGAAGCGGAUGCUCUGGGUGUUUAUUGUCUUUAGUCUCUCUCAAAGCUCCCUCCAGAAUGAUGACGACGAUGAGGUGUCUAACAAGACGUGGGUGCUGACGCCCAAAGUGUACGAGAGUGAUGUCACACAUAUCCUAAACAGCCUACUUGAUGGUUACGAUAACAAGCUCAGACCUGACAUUGGAGUCAAGCCAACAGUGAUCCACACCGACAUGUUUGUCAACAGCAUCGGCCCAGUAAAUGCCAUCAACAUGGAAUACACCAUCGACAUAUUUUUUGCUCAGACCUGGUACGACAGGAGGUUAAAAUUCAACAGCACGAUGAAAGUUCUUCGUCUCAACAGCAACAUGGUUGGGAAGAUAUGGAUCCCAGACACUUUUUUUCGGAAUUCAAAGAAAGCCGACGCCCAUUGGAUCACCACACCCAAUCGCAUGCUCAGGAUCUGGAAUGACGGAAGAAUACUCUAUACACUAAGGUUGACCAUUGAUGCCGAGUGCCAGCUGAAAUUAAACAACUUCCCAAUGGAUGAGCACUCCUGUCCCCUGGAGUUUUCAAGCUAUGGCUACCCCAAGGAGGAAAUAACCUACAGGUGGAAAAGGAGCUCAGUCGAGGUUGGGGACAUUCGCUCAUGGAGGCUUUACCAAUUUUCCUUCGUUGGCCUGAGGAACACAACUGAGACCGUCAGGACCGUUUCAGGUAUAUAAAACGUCUCUUAUUGAAAGAGC